CAAAAGUAAGACAAAACCAAAACGCCACUAAAAGAAUAGGAUCCCUACUAAAACCUUCAAACACCACUCUCUGUUCUCUCUCAUUUUCUGUCUCCAAAUUUUAUUCUUCAACUUCCACUGUGACACUAAAGAGAGAGAGAGAAAAUGGAGGCGGCGCCUACUUUAACUUCUUCCACUAUAGUCGGAUUUCCUUCAUCAUCUUCAGCUUCAACCUCCUCAUUUUCCGGCUAUGGCGGACUCCUUCUCAAUCGCCGAUUCCUCGCAAUCAAGAACAACAAUGUCAGAGUCAAGUCACCUGCAAAUUUCUCUGUUCGCGCCGCUGCUGGUAGCCGAGAUAAUGUUGUGACUGUGCUUGAUUACGGUGCUGGAAAUGUUCGGAGUUUGAAGAAUGCGAUUCGUCGUCUAGGUUUCGACAUUGAAGAUGUCCAAACACCUGAUGAUAUUUUGAAAGCAAAUCGCCUUAUUUUUCCUGGUGUCGGAGCAUUCGCUGCUGCGAUGAACAUUCUUAAUGAAAAGGGGAUGGCUGAGGCUUUAUGUGAUUACAUCAAGAAUGAUCGCCCUUUCUUAGGUAUCUGUUUGGGACUGCAGCUGCUUUUUGAUUCUAGUGAAGAAAAGGGUUCAGUGAAGGGUUUGGGUUUGAUACCUGGUGUUGUUGGACGCUUUGAUUCCAGUGAUGGUUUAACAGUACCACAUAUUGGCUGGAACUCCUUGCAAAUUGAGAAGGAUGCAAAAAUCUUGGAUGAUGUCGCUGGCCGUCAUGUCUAUUUUGUUCAUUCUUAUCGUGCUAUGCCUUCAGAUAGCAAUGAAGAGUGGGUGACUGCAACUUGCAACUAUGGAGACAAAUUUAUCGCUUCUGUCAGAAAAGGGAAUGUGCAUGCAGUUCAAUUUCACCCAGAGAAGAGUGGAGAUGUUGGACUUUCUAUAUUAAGUCGUUUCCUAUGCCCAGAGUCUUCCAUAUCAGAGGUAAGGCCAGCUGUAGGAAAAGCAUCAAAACUGGCGAAAAGGGUGAUUGCUUGUCUUGAUGUGAGGGCUAAUGACGAAGGAGAUCUUGUUGUGACUAAAGGAGAUCAAUAUGAUGUUAGAGAGCAGACAGAUGAGAAUGAGGUAAGAAAUCUUGGCAAGCCAGUUGAACUUGCCAGACAAUACUAUGAGGAUGGUGCUGAUGAGAUCAGUUUUCUGAAUAUCACAGGGUUUAGGGAUUUUCCGUUGGGCGACUUGCCAAUGUUGCAGGUACUGAGAUAUGCUUCAGAGAAUGUUUUUGUUCCAUUAACCGUGGGAGGUGGCAUUAGAGAUUUUACUGAUGCAAAUGGAAGGCACUACACUAGUUUGGAAGUCGCUUCAGAAUAUUUCAGGUCAGGUGCUGAUAAAAUCUCUAUUGGUAGCGAUGCUGUUUAUGCUGCUGAAGAGUAUUUGCGAACCGGAGUAAAAAGUGGAAGGAGCAGCUUAGAACAGAUUUCUAAAGUUUAUGGCAAUCAGGCUGUUGUUGUAAGCAUUGAUCCUCGUCGAGUGUACAUAAAUACUCCUACUGAUGUACCAUUUAAUGCUGUUAAGGUUACGCAUCCAGGUCCAAAUGGAGAAGCAUAUGCUUGGUAUCAGUGCACAGUCAACGGCGGGAGAGAAGGUCGUCCAAUUGGAGCUUAUGAGCUUGCAAAAGCUGUGCAAGAAUUAGGGGCUGGUGAAAUAUUACUUAACUGCAUAGAUUGUGAUGGUCAAGGAAAGGGAUUUGACAUAGAUCUUGUAACACUUAUCUGUGAUGCUGUUGACAUCCCUGUAAUUGCAAGCAGUGGGGCUGGUGCGGCUGACCACUUCUCAGAGGUUUUCAAGAAGACAAAUGCUUCUGCUGCUCUUGCUGCUGGAAUAUUCCACCGCAAGGAGGUACCUAUUCAAUCUGUGAAGGAGCACUUGAUUAAUGAACGCAUUGAAGUCAGAAUGUGAAAGAGAAUCCUCCUAUUAUCAUGUUGGAACCCCAUGAGCAAGGGAGAAUCCUUUUUGUGUAAAAGUCAAAUGGGAAAUUCUAUAAUUUUUUUGACCAAGAUGCUCCAUUGCUUGUGAGCCUUGUCUAAUUGCAAGGAAAGGUUCUUUUUUGUGUAGAAGUCAAAUGGGAAUUUCUAUAAAAGCGCUGUAUGUUGUAAACUAAUACAUGUAAUUGUCUUCUUUUUUCGUACAAUUUGAAUUACUCAUAAUCAAUCACCACAGUAGUUCCGAGUUGGUAGCGUGAAUUUAUGAUAUUGAUUUACAUCUUUUCGGUUUU
Messenger RNA from Beta vulgaris subsp. vulgaris (sugar beet), 2251 nucleotides. RefSeq names its product imidazole glycerol phosphate synthase hisHF, chloroplastic. Bases 145 to 1935 code for a protein of 596 amino acids. Gene Ontology annotation, molecular function: imidazoleglycerol-phosphate synthase activity; oxo-acid-lyase activity. The transcript has 19 exons. Gene Ontology annotation, biological process: L-histidine biosynthetic process. NCBI's taxonomy places the organism in Eukaryota, Viridiplantae, Streptophyta, Magnoliopsida, Caryophyllales, Amaranthaceae. The record is from RefSeq and is a predicted model, not a curated record.